Puntigrus tetrazona (Sumatra barb) is the source of this 1687-nucleotide messenger RNA. RefSeq names its product protein NLRC3-like. The record is from RefSeq and is a predicted model, not a curated record. Bases 785 to 1687 code for a protein of 300 amino acids. The transcript has 3 exons. Lineage: Eukaryota; Metazoa; Chordata; Actinopteri; Cypriniformes; Cyprinidae.
UUGGGAGAAUCCAGGUUUAGUUGUAGGGCCAGUUCUCCACCGCCCAGACAGAAUUGUCUGGAUAAUGAGGUUUUGUGCCCAUGGCCAUGACCUCUUCACCCAAGGAUCUGUCUCUGGGUCUCAUCUAGGUGGUCUGGUUUCCACUGAGGAUCAGGGCUGUAGAAGUGGACUCUAGCUCCUGAUCCACCAUCAGGUCUGGAUACGGACUGGCUCUGGGAUUGGAUUAGUCACGCUUCGCCAUCUGUAUCUGCUAUAGACUCAUUGUAUUGGUAGUUGUGAUGUUAGAAGUAGAUUUAUCGAUUAUUAUUUUUACAAAUUUCUCCAUAUUUAGGGCAGAUCCACGAAUGAUAUAUUUAUGUUUUUACAUAAUCUCCUGUAGCAUCUAGAACUCUAUAAUUUUGUUAAAUGUAUAUUUUGUGCUUAAUUCUGAAAUCCAAUAAUCUCUCUCUUUCAUUACACUAAACUCCAGUCCAGAUAAGAAAUGCCCCGACUACAGUCAGUGUUGAUAUAAAUUCUGAAACAGGUGCGAGUGUAAAUGCUCCUUUAUUGACUGCGAACACCUUCACAGGACCAGUAACCAUUUAUGGCUCAAAUGCUGAAGGAAACGAUAAACAGAAAUCCUCAGAGAUGGCAGAGGAACACAGAGAAAAACAAGAGCUGCAAAACUUUUUGGAAACUCACAAAACAAACAUGAAGGAGAAAACAAUAUAUUUUUGAGGGCAACAAAGACAAUGAAGCACAACUCAAGGCUAUUUACACAGAACUGUUCAUCACAGAGGGAGAUAUGAAAGAUGUCAAUCACGAACAUGAGAUUCUGAGGAUUGAUGAUGCCUUCAAGAGCAAAAAAACACAGGACAAACUAAUCAUAUCUAAUGAUAUAUUUACUGAACUGAGUAAAAACAAUGAGAAAAAGAUUGUGCUGACUAAAGGAGUCGCUGGCAUUGGAAAAACUGUCUCUGUGCACAGGUUGAUCCUGGACUGGGCCGAAGGAAACACCAAUCAAGAUAUACACUGUGUGUUCCUGCUUCCAUUCAGAGAGAUUAACUUAAUGACAAAUGAAGAUUUCAGUCUCCAUGAGCUUCUGCUGGAAUUUUAUCCUGAACUGAAUGACCUGGAGAAAUCAAAGCUAUAUAAGGAAUGUAAGAUAGCAUUUAUAUUUGAUGGACUUGAUGAGAGUCGCCUACCUAUAAAUUUUAAAAGUAGAUCACUGAACACUGUUGAGAAAAAAGCAUCUGUGGAUGUGCUCUUUACAAGUCUGGUCAAAGGGACUCUGCUUCCAUCAGCUCUUGUCUGGGUCACAUCACGACCAGCAGCAGCCAAUCAGAUCCCUCCUCAGUAUGUGGGUUUGUUCACAGAGGUGCGAGGAUUCACUGACCAACAGAAGGAGGAGUACUUCAGAAAGAGAUUCACAGAUGAGAGUCUGUCCUCCAGAAUCAUCUCACACAUGAAGAUGUCUCGUAGUCUCUACAUCAUGUGCCACAUUCCUGUGUUCUGCUGGAUCACAGCCACAGUACUUCAGGAUAUUCUCUCUGAGAACAAUGAAGAGAACAUCAGCACAACACUCACUGAAAUGUACAUUCACUUCCUGCUGAUACAGAUGGAAAUGAAGAACCAAAAGUAUGAUGAACAAGAAGAAAGAGAACGUACAGAGCACUUACGAAUAAAUGAAAAAAAUUUUUUAAGUUAG